GGCUUCUGCUGGAACCAGCAGGAUCAUCCAACGCGUGGAGCAGACGGGCAUCAGAUCCUUUCCUUCUCCUGGGUCAUCCUCCAUUUCCAGGGCGCAGUUUGGAGACGGCUGGCAUAGACUGGGUAGGAUGUGUCUUCCUUGACCAAGCAACUUCUUGAUAUCAACUUACAGGCCGCCCUUUUGCCCCAAUGGCCCCCAAGAAGAAAAGCUCCAAAAAGAGUAAGCCGGCGAAGAGAGAGACUGUUAAUGUCACCCUAGUCGAAGAUCCUUCUCUUGACAUUGACCACCAUCAUCAACUGGACAGCUUGUUUGAAAACGGUUCCGAUGGCUUCCUUUGCACUGCCACGGAAGUCACCAACCCAAGCCACGGAACCAACAUGCUGAUGGAGAUGAGUUCCCUGCAACAAGAGCACUUCCUUUGCGAUCUCACAAUUGCUACCAAAACCAAGUCGUUCAGAGUUCACAAAUUGGUGAUGUCCUCCUGCAGUGCCUAUUUCAAAAACCAGCUGAAAAAGGGCCCCAACCUUCAGCAAGUGGACCUCAAUGACAUCUCCUCCUUGGGCCUGGCCACUGUCAUCUCAUAUGCGUACACCGGAAAGUUGAGUCUUUCCUUGUAUACCAUUGGCAGCACCAUUUCCACUGCCAGCCACCUGCAGAUGUUUGCGCUGCUCAACAUGUGCUCCGAUUUCCUCAUCCAGGAGAUGAAUGUGGAAAACUGGAUGUACGUUGCCAACAUGGCAAACACAUACAAUCUCGGUCGGGUUAAAGACGCGGCCAGGAGGUUUAUCCGGGAACAUUUCCUAGAGUUCUCGGAAACUGAGCAGUUUUUGAAACUCACCUUUGAACAUUUGAACGAAUUGCUGAUGGACGAUCAUCUGGAGUUCCCUAGUGAGGUGAUGGUCUUCCAGAUUGCCAUGAAAUGGCUUGAGUUUGAUGCCAAGAGGAUCAAGUGUGGGGCAGAUCUCCUGAAGAACGUGCGGUUCGCCACGAUCCCAGCUCAUGACUUGAUCAAUUAUGUCCAGCCUGUUCCGUGUAUGAUGCAGAACCCAGAAUGUCACAAGCUUCUGGUAGAUGCGAUGAAUUACCAUUUGCUCCCUUAUCAGCAAAAUGAGCUUCAGUCCAGAAGAACAAAAAUUCGAGGCGGGCAGAAGGUGCUGCUUAUGGUGGGCGGGCGGCCAUGUUCUGCGGAGAAGGCCCUCAGCAAAGAUGUGAGCUACAGGGAUCAAGAAGGGAACUGGACUAAGCUGACCGAGAUGCCCACCAAAUGUUUCAACCAAUGUGUCGCCGUCAUGGAUAGCUUCCUUUACGUGGCAGGCGGUGAAGAUCAAAACGACGCCCGGAACCAAGCAAAACAUGCAAUUAGCAAUUUAUGCAGGUAUGAUCCGCGGUUCGGCACUUGGCUACACUUGUCUAACAUGACCCACAAGAGGACUCACUUCAGCCUCAGUGCUUUCAAUGGGCACCUCUACGCCGUCGGAGGCCGCAACGCCAAAGGCACCUUGGUCUCCAUCGAAUGCUACAUCCCUUCGGCCAACAGCUGGCAGCCCAAAGCCAACAUGGAGCUGCCACGCUGCUGCCACGCCAGCGUGGUCAUCGACGGGAAGAUCCUGCUGACCGGCGGCUAUGUGAACAACGCUUACUCCCGGACCGUCUGCAGCUACGACCCUGCCCUGGAUUCUUGGCGGGACUGUAGCUGGCUGAGCACCCCUCGAGGUUGGCACUGUGCUGCCACGUUGGCUGACCGGGCCUACGUUCUGGGGGGCAGCCAGCUGGGCCCCCGCGGGGAGAGGGUCGACGUCAUUCCAGUGGAGUGCUAUGACCCCUCCACCAAUCAGUGGAGCUUCAUGGCCCCCUUGACCACUGGCCUGAGCAUGGCGGGGGUGGCCACUCUCGGUGGGCAAAUUCUCCUCGUUGGGGGAUGGAACGAAAGUGGGAAAAAAUACCAGAAGACCAUUCACGCCUUCAACCCCGAUUUGAACGAAUGGACGGAGGAAGGGGAGCUUUUGGAAGGCACCGUGGGGGUCUCUUGCUGUACCAUUGCCCUUCCUCAGGCGAACACCCGCAGCUCCCGAGCUAGUUCGGUGGCCUCGGCCUCUGUGAGCAUGUAAACGGAGCAGUGGUUGAGCUGUGGGAAUUUGGCUUGCUGAAUCGGGGGCUUCGCAGGAAAGGUGACGGAUGCAAAGGGUUUGUUGAAGAGAGUUCUCAUUGCACAGGUUGUUGUGGGUUGUGGUUCACUUCCCAAUAAUAACACUUUUUUUUGAUGCUCGGAUUUACCUCUAGUCUAGACCAGUGGUUCUCAACCUGUGGGUCGGGACCUCAUUGGGGGUCGAACGACCAUUUCACGGGGGUCGCCAAACAACGCAGUCCGCCAUUUUUUCCCCCUUUUCCUUAGUUGUGCU
This is a messenger RNA of Crotalus tigris (Tiger rattlesnake), 2399 nucleotides long. RefSeq names its product kelch-like protein 31. The record is from RefSeq and is a predicted model, not a curated record. Gene Ontology annotation, cellular component: cytoplasm; nucleus. Bases 189 to 2108 code for a protein of 639 amino acids. Lineage: Eukaryota; Metazoa; Chordata; Lepidosauria; Squamata; Viperidae. The transcript is spliced from 3 exons. Gene Ontology annotation, molecular function: protein binding.